Molecule: messenger RNA, 2857 nt
Organism: Humulus lupulus (European hop)
Lineage: Eukaryota; Viridiplantae; Streptophyta; Magnoliopsida; Rosales; Cannabaceae
Product: protein ACCELERATED CELL DEATH 6-like
Exons: 5
Coding region: 682-2367 (561 amino acids)
Cellular component (GO): plasma membrane
Molecular function (GO): protein phosphatase regulator activity; protein phosphatase 1 binding
Source: RefSeq, a predicted model, not a curated record
UCUCUUUCCCCGUCUACUCUCUCUCUCUCUCUUCUCUUUCUCUUAUCUUCUUUCUCUCUUCUCUCCACGGCCACACACCACCACCACACAGAUCCAACCUCCGGCAACCACUAUUUUUGACACUUGGCAAAUCAUUUAAUUCAUCUUACUCCGACAACCUCAACCACCAACCGGCGCUGCCUAACUCGCUGUCAACUAUUUGGAAUAGUCCGUCAAAGUUUUUGUCCGUCAACUUUGACUGUGUUUUCCGGCCAACUCCGAAUACCCCUCGAUGAGUGGUUGGUACCUUUGGAAACAGCGUGGAGAGAGGAACAAAACCCACUAAGUCAUUCCGGUCAACUCGUCGUUUUUCUCCGGCGAGAUUUUGGGUAUCUCCGCUACUUUCCGGCAACGUUCCGGCGAGUCUGAACACUUUUUGGAACGAUGGUUCACAUGAAUGUGAUCUACUCGCUGAUGUGGUCAUUUUGAUAUAUGCCACGCCUACAUUCAUUGAUGUUUUCGAUACACCGCUCACUACCUCCACCAUCUGCUAUUGUGCACUGUUUGGGAAAAUCGUGAUAUUAAAAUUGGACUAAAACAUUGUAGGAUCAUCGUUAAGCUUAGCAGCGUCGCUUUUGGCUCGGAUUGAAAAUUCUAAGGAGUGAUUCUCAGAAAACAAACAUCCAUAGUGAGCGCAUUUGCAUGGAUCGCAAGCUAUUCCAAGCUGCAACUGAUGGUGAAACUGAAGUCUUUAGGGAAAAGGUCAGUGAACUCCAACUAUUAUUGACCCCAGAAAGAAAUACAGUGCUCCAUGUCCAUAUCAUCACUACUUCAAGAACCACUAAUCAAACAACCUUCGUGGAAGGGAUCCUGGACUUGUGUCCAACAUUGUUGAUGCAAACUAAUGCAAGAGAAGAGACUCCCUUACUCAUGGCAGCAAGGUACGGCCAUCACCGGAUUGUUGAUUUUCUAAUUGAACGUGCAAAAUUGUCCCAACCACAGGACCAUGAAGAGGGCAUCUCUGGUGUCCAAACAAUGAUAAGGAUGAAGAAUGAGGAAGAGGACACUGCGUUGCAUGAGGCUGCGCGAUUCGGGCAUCUUGAGGUUGUGCAGAUAUUGACGAGAGAAGACCCUGAUUUCUCGUAUUCGACUAAUAAAGCAAGCGAGACUCCACUCUACAUUGUCGUCCAGUGCCAACACCAAGAUUUGGUUAAUGUAAUACUAAGUAAUUGUUCGUCACUAGCUACCGGUGGCCCUAAGGGCAGAACUGCACUGCAUGCAGCUUCUACAAAUAUAGGAAUAACAAAAAUGCUUUUGGACAAAGUAGAUUAUCUGACAAAACAAGCAGAUGAUGGUGGUUGUAUUCCACUGCACUAUGUUGCUUUCUUCGGCUCAUCAAAUGUGGUGGAGAUGACAAAAAUGUUGCUAGAAAAUAAUGAAAGUAGUGCAUACAUCAAAAAUAAGAAAGGCAUGACAGCGCUUCACAUUGCAGCUUACAAUGAGUGUUAUGGUGAUAAGAUAAUGAAGGAAAUUCUGACAAGUUGUCCAGAUAGCUACGAAGAAGUUGACAAUGAAGGCAGAAAUGUUCUACACCAUGCUGUGUCGACUACAUAUCUCUCCAACGUAAACUUCAUCUUAGAACACGCAUCAUCAUUAAUUUUAAAUAGAAAAGAUAAGGAAGGAAAUACCCCAUUGCUUCAUAUGGCUGCCACUUCCUCAUGGAAUCUGCCCGUUCUAAAAGCUUUGUUGUCUCAUCCCAAAGUGAAUAGGAUGUCACUCAACAAACAAAACAACAAUAUUCGAGAUGAGUAUAUGAUUCAAUUCAAACAAUAUGAGGUAAGAAUGCUGGAUCUCUUCAAUAAAUACUUCAUAGAGCCUUCUGUGGGAAUACAUAUCCUAGAACUCGAACUCAAUCGCAAGAACAUUAAUUAUAUGCAGAAGGAAAUCAUUACAAAAAUUAAAGAAUCUAGUCUAGUUACUUCUACAUUGAUUGCGACAGUGACAUUUGCAGCUGGAUUUACGAUGCCAGGAGGUUACAUAAGCGACGAGGUUGGACAUCGACAACAAGGGAGUGCUGUACUGAGGAACAACACAGCAUUUCAGGCCUUCAUCAUAACAAACACAAUGGCCAUGUUGCUCUCUGCUACAUCUGUUUUUUUGAACAUCUUUCUUAAUAUAUCAUUUGUAGAAGGAGUAAAUGAUCACAGGAAGUGGAAUUACUAUAAGUUUUGCAUGAGCUUAACCAUCUAUGCCCUGGCCUUAAUGAUGAUAGCAUUUGUCACUGGUACAUACGCAGUGUUGUCACUUUCUGCUCCCCUUGCCAUCACCACUUGUUUUAUUGGAUCGCUUUUCUUCGUUAUCACAUUCUACAUAAUAUAUAAUGCAUGAAUAAGAGAGUGUAUAAUUUAGGAAUAAUUUUCAUAUAUAUACUCAUAAAUCUUCUAGUCAUAACUUGUGCAAGUGAUAAAUAUAUAAGAGUAAACUCAAAAUUUUAAAUUUAUUAUUAAUAAAUUUAUUUUAAUUAUUUAAAUAUUAUUACAAUAUAUAAAUGUUAUUAUGUGUUAGUUCAUCCACUUUAACUAAAUGUUAUUGUGGUGUUUGGGUUCUUUUUCUUUCAGUUUUAUUGUUAUGUUUAGUUAGUUAGUUCUGUUAAGGGAAUUAGCUAUAAAUAUUUGAGAACCUUGGUCUGUUGGGAUAUUGGUUAAGAGUUAGAAAUUGAGUGAGAUUGGAGGGUUGUAAAGAGUUCAAGUGUAUCUGAUCUUGAUCUUUCAUUGUGUGAGCUCUCUUUGUAAUUUGAAGCAAGGCUUCUUGGUGUAAACUCUUGUUCUGAUCUCAAGCUUACUGAAUAAAGUUCUCAGCCAUUUUUUAGGUUGUUCUA